Molecule: messenger RNA, 1461 nt
Organism: Trachymyrmex septentrionalis
Lineage: Eukaryota; Metazoa; Arthropoda; Insecta; Hymenoptera; Formicidae
Gene: Daao1
Product: D-aspartate oxidase-like
Exons: 7
Coding region: 17-1054 (345 amino acids)
Molecular function (GO): FAD binding; D-amino-acid oxidase activity
Source: RefSeq, a predicted model, not a curated record
CACUGUGUAACUCAUCAUGUACAAGACUAUUAAAAACGAAAUGAGAGUAGCUAUUAUUGGUGGUGGAAUUGUCGGAUUAACGACAGCUGGAUUUGUACAAGCAGGGUAUUUUCGUAAUGCUGACAUAACGGUUUUGGCUUCGGAUUUUGAUGAUACUGUCAGUCAUGUAGCUGCGGGAAUCUUUAGAGUCGGUGCUUCAUUCUGCGGCCCUAAAGAGACAGUAACAAGACAAUGGAUAAAAGAUUCUUACGAAUUUUACGAUGCUGUUCGAAAAAUGGAUGAUGCCUCUUAUGCUGGAGUGACUGAUAUUUCUGGAUAUAUAUUCGCGAAUUCAUCUCAAGACACCGUUAGAAAUCAUUGGCUUGAAAGCGUGGUGCCAGUAUAUAGAAGAGCGAACGAGGAAGAAUUUGAACUGGUAAAUGGUAGUUGGAAGUACGGAUCAUACUUCUCGACACUCCUUACACAAAGCAAUUUGUAUCUUCCGUGGGCUAAACGUCGAUUGCAGUUAAAUGGAAUUACAUUUAAGCAAAGAGAAUUGAAUUCUUUUAAAGAAUUGACAAAUGACUACGAUAUCGUAAUAAAUUGCACUGGACUUGGAGCGCGCAAAUUAUGCUCUGACAGACGUCUUGUUUCUCUUCGUGGUCAAGUACUCAAAGUAAAAGCUCCAUGGAUGAAAAUGUUCUUUUAUGGCGAGCUUGAUACUUAUAUCAUACCAGGUUUCAAUGGUAUAGUUACUUUAGGUGGAUCGAGGAACUUUGAUUCUGAAAAUAUAAAAUUGUGUCCACACGAAUCCGCAGCAAUUCGUGAAAGAUGCGAGACGCUAAUCCCGUCCUUGAAAAAUGCCGAAAUUCUGCGACAGGAAGUCGGUCUGCGACCGCAUCGGGAUGGUGGUGUUAGAGUUGGGGAUGGGAGUCGUAUUAGUAAUCAUUCUAAAGCUAUAAUUAUACACAAUUAUGGACAUGGUGGUUACGGAGUUUGUAUGGCACCUGGAACUUCUAUAACGGCUGUGAACGCAGCCGUCGAACUUCAUAAAUCUACCAGCUCUAAAAUAUAAUAUUAUUUACAUAACAUUUUUUCCUAUUAUAUACACUACGCAUAACAAUUAGGGAAUUAUUUAAAAAUCUGCAAAUUUUGCUGAUCUUAAGAGGUUGUAUCUCAUAUGUAGUAUCCAAAUUCUUGCAAAAUAUAAGGUUCGUUUUGAAAUCUGUUAACUCAGCUUCUACGAAUGCUACAGUAAUAUUCGUGGUGUCAUUCGCUGGAAGCUAAAAUACAGCCUUUUAUGGAUCGGCAAAAUGUUUUAAAGUGAUCCUCUUGUUGUCCGUAAUGUGUAUUAUUGUAUUACAAAAAAUAUUGCUGAAAAAAACCUUUUUCUAUCUGAGCAUCCUUUAUUAAUAAGCUUACAUAAAUUCUAAUAGUACAUAGUAUCAUUUGCUGGUCAAUGAAUCAUAAAUAAAACUUGUA